AUGGCUCCCCAGCGAAAGGCGUCUUCGGUCCCUGAGGGAUACAAGGAGGAUCUCUCCAAGGGCAAGAUGCUCAGAUUCGAAGAUUCCCUGCCCCGUCUACCUGUUCCCUCCCUCGAGGAAACGGGCGCCCGAUACCUGAAGUCCGUUCACGCCGUUGUCUCCGAGACCGAGUACGAGCGCACCAAGAAGGCUGUCGAGGCGUUCAUUCGCCCCGGCGGUGAGGGCGAGCCCCUGCAGAAGCGGCUGCUGGCGCGCGCAGCCGACCCCAAGAUCAAGAACUGGCUGGCCGAGUGGUGGAACCAGGCCGCGUACCUGGGCUACCGCGACCCCGUCAUUCCCUACGUCUCCUAUUUCUAUUCCUACAAGGAUGACCGGCUGCGCCGCAACCCGGCCCAGCGUGCGGCAGCGAUUACCUCGGCUGUGCUGGAGUUCAAGCGCCAGGUGGAUGAUGGCUCCCUGGAGCCCGAGUACAUGCGUGGCCAGCCCAUGGCCAUGAGCUCCUACGAGUACAUGUUCAACUGCUGCCGUAUCCCCGCCGACGGCGCGGACUUCCCCAACCAGUUCUUCAAGGUGCCUUUGGUCGUCGACGGACAGGCCCUGAAUGUCUCCGAGCUAGAGCAGCAGUUCCAGCACGUCUACGAGACCGCCCAACCCGCGCCGCCGGUCGGCGUGUUGACCGUUGCGGACCGUGACCACUGGGCCGCUGCUCGCAAGAAGCUUGUUGCCGCUGAUCCAGCCAACGAGAAUGCUCUGCGCGACAUCGAGUCUGCCGGGUUCGUGGUCUGCCUGGAUGACGCUAAACCCGUCACCCUGGAGGAGCGCGCCCGCCAGUACUGGCACGGCGAUGGCUCCAACCGUUGGUUCGACAAGCCUCUGAAUUUUAUUGUCAACGAGAACGGCACUGCUGGUUUCCUGGGCGAACACAGCAUGAUGGACGGUACCCCUACGCACCGCCUCAGCGACUUUGUCAACGCCACCAUCUUCAAUAAGAAGAUUGAUCUCUCUGCCAAACCUGUGCGCUCUUCGCUGGCAGAGCCUAAGCCCAUCACCUUCCACCUGAAUGAGGAGGUCAACGAGGCCGUGGAUGUUGCUGCUCAAUACCACCGCAAGCAGAUUGCCGACCACGAGCUCGUUGUCCAAGCCUUCCAGGGCUACGGCAAGGGUCUCAUCAAGAAGUUCAAGUGCAGCCCCGAUGCCUUUGUCCAGAUGCUCAUUCAGCUGGCCUACUUCAAGAUGUACGGCAAGAACCGCCCUACUUACGAGUCCGCCGCCACCCGCAAGUUCCAGGAGGGCCGCACCGAGACCACCCGCACCGUUUCGGACGAGAGUGUCGCCUUCUGCAAGGCCCACCAGGAUGCGAACGUGCCUCGCGAGGAGGUCGUUCGGUUGUUCCGCGCCGCCCUCUCCCAGCACACCAAGUACACCCUCGAGGCUAGCGACGCCCGCGGUGUGGAUCGCCACCUCUUCGGUCUGAAGAAGCUUCUGCAGCCCGGUGAGAAGCUUCCCGCCCUUUUCGAGGACCCGGCCUACACCUACUCUAGCUCCUGGUACAUUUCCUCCUCGCAGCUGAGCUCCGAAUACUUCAACGGCUACGGCUGGAGUGAGGUCAUCCCCGAUGGAUGGGGCAUUGCCUACAUGAUCAACGAGAACAGCCUCAACUUCAACAUCGUCUGCAAGCGCCUCGGCGCUCACCGCAUGAGCUACUUCCUGAACGAGGCUGCCUCCGAGCUGCGUGACCUGCUCAUGCCUGAUCUGGCUGCCCAGUCCGAGAAGGCGAAGCUUUAG
Molecule: messenger RNA, 1785 nt
Organism: Penicillium riverlandense
Lineage: Eukaryota; Fungi; Ascomycota; Eurotiomycetes; Eurotiales; Aspergillaceae
Product: carnitine O-acetyltransferase CAT2
Exons: 4
Coding region: 1-1785 (594 amino acids)
Biological process (GO): carnitine metabolic process
Cellular component (GO): peroxisome; mitochondrion
Molecular function (GO): carnitine O-acetyltransferase activity
Source: RefSeq, a predicted model, not a curated record